Molecule: messenger RNA, 1296 nt
Organism: Fusarium musae
Lineage: Eukaryota; Fungi; Ascomycota; Sordariomycetes; Hypocreales; Nectriaceae
Exons: 3
Coding region: 1-1296 (431 amino acids)
Source: RefSeq, a predicted model, not a curated record
AUGAAGUUCCUCAACCUCGCAUCUCUCGCAUCCGCCGUGGUCGCCCAAUCCGACCUCGCCAGCAUUCUCUCCUCCCAAUCCGACCUCUCCACGCUCGCUGAGCUCCUCGCUCUCGUGCCCGACAUCGCAGAGACUCUCGCAUCCGCCAGCAACAUCACCAUCUUUGCUCCCACCAACGAAGCAUUCGCUUCAGUCCCCCUCGACAUUCCCGAGGGAGAAGCUAUUUCUCAGCGCAACGACACCAUCGCUGUUGGUGCUCUGCUGUCAAACCAUGUCUUCAAGGGCUAUUAUCCUGCCAAGGUUGCUACAGAUAUUCCUGUGUUUGUGCAGUCGCUACUGGACUCGAGCUUUGUCAAUUAUCGUCAGCCGUUUGGGAACUUUACGGGUGGUCAGUAUAAUGGUAUUGUGAAGGAUGGGGACGAUGUUGUUGUUAUUUCUGGUGAAGAGACUUUGUCCUAUGUGACUGAAGCCGAUAUCAAGGUCGGUGACUCGGUCAUCAUCCACAAAGUCGAUAAGCCUCUCAGCUUCGGUGCACCUCUCCAACUCUUCACCCGCCGCGACAACCUCCUCAACUUCAACGCCGCUCUCAACGCAGCUGAUCUCCCCUACAACUUUGGCAACUUGGACCGCGACUCCUCCACUCUCGUCAACAUUUCUGACUUCACCGUCUUCAUCCCCAACGACCCUGCCUUUGAGGCUAUCGGUUCAGUCCUCGAGAGCGCUGAUCUCAAGACUCUGCAGGAAGUGUUGAAAUACCACAUUGUCGAUGAUGUUCUCUUCUCUACUGAUCUGGCCAACGUCAGCGUUCCUAGUCUGCAAGGCGCUGAUCUGACGUUUACUGUUGCUGAGGAUGGAAGUGCAUGGGUGAAUGGUGCCAAGAUUCUCUUCACAAAUGUUCUUCUCUUCAACGGUGUCGCUCACGUUAUCGAUGGUGUCCUCAACCCUGCCGACGAUCCUUUUGACCGCGCUGAUCUCAAGCCCGCUGCCGACGCUGAUGACCGCCUUGCUUUCCCUGACGCUACACCCGUCUCCAAGCUCCCCUUCUCUGUCAUUAGCUACGCCGACGACAGCCAGCCUACUUACACCACCCCCGAGCUUCUCAAGACACUCAAGGCCAUUGACGUCUCAGCUCUUGCUACUGCUACUGCCACCGCUACCGCAGAUGCUACCACUGCUGCUGGAGAGACUACUCCCACUCCUACCGGAGUCACCCCCGUUGUCAACGCCGCAAGCUCCAAGUUCGUCGCUGGAGGAGCUAGUGUUUUCGCUGUCCUUAUUGCUCUCCUGAUGGUUUAA